This is a messenger RNA of Spodoptera littoralis (African cotton leafworm), 330 nucleotides long. NCBI's taxonomy places the organism in Eukaryota, Metazoa, Arthropoda, Insecta, Lepidoptera, Noctuidae. The record is from the annotation of a GenBank genome assembly.
AUGCGUGCAGCGCGCCACCCACGCCUGUCUCCUCCAGCACGCUGCGAGCGGUACAUUACUCGCUCACACACUCGCGCCGCACGUUCCUGCGCUCUGCGUAUAGCAAUAAGCAGCGUGUGCGCUCUUAUCAACGGACACUGCAUUGAGUGGCCAGUGAUAAAUGUCACGUCAUCGGUUUCUGUAAGACAGAGGCGUCCAUCUGUAUAUUCUGUCUUACUUAAUCAACUAGUAACUACAAACCGUAAACCGACAAGUGUAACAUAUAGUACGUAUCGUGUCAGGGAUAGUGUUUAUGAUCCGGUAUCGUUAAGGUGUCCCCUCACUUACUAA